Molecule: messenger RNA, 2424 nt
Organism: Ixodes scapularis (black-legged tick)
Lineage: Eukaryota; Metazoa; Arthropoda; Arachnida; Ixodida; Ixodidae
Product: endothelin-converting enzyme 1-like
Exons: 2
Coding region: 1-2424 (807 amino acids)
Biological process (GO): protein processing
Cellular component (GO): plasma membrane
Molecular function (GO): metalloendopeptidase activity
Source: RefSeq, a predicted model, not a curated record
AUGACUCGGGCAGGCCGCCCCGGCGUUCACAGUCCCAGCCCGACCACGGACAGCAGCAACUACAGCACCGCGAGCGAAGAGAAUAGCUCCACGAGUAGCUCGGAAAGUGAAACCUACGUGGCGGAAUCGCGACAAGUUGUCACCGACCUUGCAAUAAGCGAAAACCCUCCCAUAACCAACGACGUGCUCGUCACCAAGUGCAUUUGCAGUCCGGCUACACUCUGCUGGGAAGCCACUAUAUUUCUUUUCGCCUUCUUGCUCGCAGCAGCCGUCAUUAGCACAUUUGUCUGGGCGUCGGCUCCGGAAACACCGUCGCUGAUAGUGUCGCUUCUGUCUUUAGGCCCGAGAUCAAAAUCCAGCGAUGUAGACUUGUCUUCCACAGCGGAAGAAGCCGCGGAUGUUGCCAUCCCUUGGGGACCCUGCGUGUCGGCCGCUUGUCUGGAGCAGUCCCGUAUUGUUCUGCGACAGCUUAACAGCUCAGUGGACCCCUGCGACGACUUCUACGAGCACGUCUGUCGCAACUGGAUUGAGGCUCAUCCGCUGAAACCCGGUCAGGAGAGCCUGUCUACCGAUGAUAUCAUGGAAGAGACCUACGGGAAUAUGCUCGUCGCGGCUAUCAAAGACAAGCGCACGGAAUACGCGGAGCUGCGCUUCCUGUUCCGCGAGUGUCUCUCUCCGAGGCCGCGGGUUUACCACGACCUGCUGGAUCUCUUCAGGGAAUCGCUUGGCGUCGCUCAACUGAACGCAACGUGGGAGAAGUACGUCUCGUCCACUCAGCUCUCGGUCAUCCUUGGUACGGCGAAUCGACUCCUGGGCAUUGACGCUGUCUUCAAAAUCUCGAAGAUGUUCUUUUUCAUUUCAUGGUUGAAGAUGGAAGCGAUGAAGAAUGGCACGCUCAUAGUAGUGCAAGAGCCAUCAACCCUUCUCGUUCGUACCCGGCAGGACCACGCCCUCCAAAGAGGGUCAAUACAGUACCUGGAUCCGCUACUCGCUUACUUUCGACACAGCUUCCGCACGGACAUCUUUGCCGUGGAGCAGCGCCUGGCCAACUACUUCCGACACUACGGGGACCAGGACUUCGACGGCUGUUCUUCUCUCAUGGUGUCCCAACUUCCAGUUAUGAUGCGGAUCGAAUGGUUACCCCUCUUACGUGCUGUCCUGGACGAGCCCAACCUUCCACCUUCCACGCCGGUCAAACUGGCAUCUCCCGAAUACCUGUUUGGCUUAGCAGUUGACGACGCCCUACCGCCGCCGAUCGACCUGAUCAAUUACGUGCUCUUCCGCAUCGCCGCUCUCCUGCUUCCUCUUAACGAAGACUCUAAAGUGAGAGCGAACUUAGGGUCGGUCGCCUAUACCACCUUCCCAGUGAUGAACUACGCUCAGCGGCAAAGCAAGGUCUGCCUGCGUAUGUUGAACCGCUUCGAGCCCAAUCUUCCGCUACUCUUAUCCAAGGGCUUCUCGGAAAGUGUACUUGGAGGACGUGCCUUUAUCCAGUGGCUUAUGUCCUUACUUCGCCAGGCCUUUCGAGCCCACGUACUCGGCUUGCGGUUCUUCAACAACGCUCUACGAGGCCGCCUGGUAACUGGACUUGACACGAUUUCCUGGGAACCGCUCGUACCUGCGAUACUGAUCAACCAGACGUUCCUCACGCGACACGUGACCCAGGCUUACCCGGCGCACAUCCCUUCCGUUUCCGCCACAUUUUAUCGGUGGCUAACCCUGUCCUCAAGAAAGUGGUCACCGUUGCUUUGGAAAGAAAGCAACGGUAAAGGCGGCUUUCUCAGCAGCCGUCCACGGCUUUCUUACCCAUACAGGACACUCGAAAUACCGCCGUCUACGUUUAGUCUUAACUUGUACAACGAAAGCAUCACGGGAGCGCUCCAAAUAGCAAGAAUUGGGCCGAAGAUUUUCGGUGAACUUUUCGCAACAAUCCGCGAUUGGACACACGUCUACGACCAGGGCCGGCGAAACAAGCGCAAGUUUUUGCGCGCGUUCGAAGCUUCUCGCGACUGCGUAGGACGCGACUACAAGAGAAUGUCUUGGCUGCGCAAAACAGUGGUCACUCUCAUCAACGCGACCUCUCGACCUUGGCAGGACCUCUGGGAUACCAUGGCCGUACCGCUGGCCUUUGAUGCUUUUCUUCAGUACCUUAGAAAGACAGACACGCUGCUUCGAAUGGGAGCCAGAAACGGAGACGUGCUCGACGCACCUAGGCUGUUUUUUGUCUACUACGCAGCCAGCCUGUGCGAGAACGCGACACCACGCUUCCUCAGCUGGAUGUCCGAUGGUGGUGUUAGGAGCCCCGCCUGGUACAGGGUCAACGGUCCGCUUAGGAACAUGCCUGAAUUUGCGAAUGCAUUCCGCUGUAGGGCAAAGUCCUUCAUGAACCCUACUCGUAAGUGCCCCUUCACCGGCCUCAAGUAA